AUGGUGGUACCGUCGAUUUCGGAAGAAAGUAAUCGCUCCAGCAGCGUUUCUCCGGUCUCUUCCGGUGGGAGCGACCUACGUUCUCCGGAAUCUUCCGGUCGGAGCGACCUACGUUCUCCGGAGUCUUCCGGUCGGAGCGACCUACGUUCUCCGGAAUCUUCCGGUCGGAGCGUCGUACGUUCUCCGGUCUCUUUCCAUCGGAGCGUCGUACGUUCUCCGGUAUCUUACCGUCGGAGGGUCGUACAUUCUCCGGUCUCUUCCGGUGACGGAGCGAAGAGACUGUGUACAGAAGAUAAGAGACUCUCCACGACGCUGUUUAAUUUGAAUAUUCUCGAUUGUCCCAUUUGCUGUGAAGCACUGACGAUUCCUAUCUUCCAGGUUUUGUUUCUUACCUUCUCCUUCGUUUUGUAUGAACUAGAAAUUGCUCACUCUCUAAUUUUGAUCAAACAGAGAAAAUAA
Molecule: messenger RNA, 459 nt
Organism: Microthlaspi erraticum
Lineage: Eukaryota; Viridiplantae; Streptophyta; Magnoliopsida; Brassicales; Brassicaceae
Source: the annotation of a GenBank genome assembly